Molecule: messenger RNA, 3279 nt
Organism: Ruditapes philippinarum (Manila clam)
Lineage: Eukaryota; Metazoa; Mollusca; Bivalvia; Venerida; Veneridae
Exons: 13
Coding region: 1-3279 (1092 amino acids)
Source: RefSeq, a predicted model, not a curated record
AUGUCGAUUAAAAUUAAUGUUUCAGGGCGUCUGAAAGGUUUCUCCUUAUCCAGCGUGUUUUUCUGUUUUGUGAUUCAAAUUGUUGAAGUUGAAGGUGCAACAACAUAUAUUAUUGCCCUGCUUGGGCAAGACUUACCAAGCAAUGGCUAUAACCUUGAAUAUCAACUUAUCAUUGCUAAUGAAGAAUUAAGACAGAUAUCUGUACAAAUAAAUAACAUUCACGGAACAGUUGAGACAUUGACAGUGGAAGCUAAUGAAAUAAAAAUCCGAACACUUGAGCACGAAAUGGCUAUGAAUGGAUCUGAAUUAAGCAAUAAGUCUCUUGAAGUUCAUUCAGAUGACGGCAAUUUUGUGUUACAAGUUUUCUCCAAGAGGAAUGGCUACGCAGAGGGCUUAUUAGCAAUUCCAAUACAACAACUGAAAGGACCAAACCAAGUCAAUAAAACUGUGUACGAAUUCGUCGUCGCUACAUUUUGUGCGGUAGGUGGGUACUGUCAGAUUGCUAUAGCUGCGGUAGAAAACAACACAGAAGUUUUUGUCGACAUUCCAGAAAAAGUCGAAGAAAUAGCACUUUGUAAUAAAUCCUCGUAUUUCCGCUCACAUAGGGACAAAGGCUUUACGAUGAACAGAUUUGAUGCCUUACAGCUUGAAACCACAUACGAUCUGACCGGAACAGUUAUUUUUAGUUUUAAGCCUAUUGCUGUAUUUGUUGGAUCAAGAAAUGUAACUAAUGGCGACAUUGUUGCUCAUACAAUGGAACAACUUGUGCCUUCUUCACACUGGGGAAAGGAGUUUGUAGUCCAGACCUUAGGCUCUAAUGGAUAUGGUGAUAUUUUGAAGAUAGUGAGUCACUAUACAAGCACGGUGGUAACCAUGAUGAGCGGCUUCCCGUCCUUCAACAUGACAGAGAGAUAUCAGACCGUGACACGACGGCUUAGCAAUGGGACGAGAAGUCACAUACAGGCUUCACACCCAAUACAGGUAAUUCAGAUAUCUGGACUAACAUACGCCACAAAAGACGAAACAUCAAUGCUAAGUAUGACUGUAGUUCCAUCAGUACAAAAUUCUUGGCACUCCUUUAAGGUUGCUUGUCCGGACAUUUACUCAACUACGCAAUUUCAAAUUGUUUCAGAAAAAAGAUCAUGUAACAAAAUUUCUGCAAGUCUUUCGUACCAAAAUGACCUUCUUUACUGUCAUCAAACAAAGGAUCGUUCACGAGUGAAAUACACGAAAUACGUUAUAGGGAACAUUCGUGGAAACGCUAGCGGAAGUGUACUUAAUCUGGAAAAUGAAGCAUCUAACAUAAGCGGAAUACUUAAAUGUGGCCAGACUAUUUUGUUGCCAGUUGGAAUUCUAUACAAUAAGAAUGUGUUUGGAACGAUUCCUGUUGAAACUUCUGAAUAUCCUGGAGGAGUAUGCAAAGAAGGUGGCAAAGGCACAACGGCACCAAACCUUCCUUAUCACCUAGACUUGCAAAAAUAUUCAGAGCAUGCGCUUCAUCUUAGAGUUCAGGUUUGCGGGUCUGCAACUUUGCGAUUCAUGAGCUUGUCAACUACGAUAGAUGCACUAGUUAGCAAUGAAGGAAUACAGAUAGCCUCAUGCGAAACUUCCUGUCAAAUUCAUGAUAAAAGUGCAACUGAAGACAGUUUCAACAAAGACGCAGGUAUCAGCUGUACAUCAGACAUGUCGUUUUUCUGGUUCCGGCAAGUUAAUAGUAUGUUUUGUCUUGGAACUGGCUAUCACAACGAAGACGAGUGUUUUCAAGGUUCCACGCAGGACAAUGUUAUACGAAUUCAAACGACAGACUCUAUCACAAAUGUUUCACUGAUGGGCACAGUUUCGGAAGCAAUCUUUAAUUGGGAUUUUAUACAUGUCAAUGGUUGCAAGGAAUACGAAACUGAAUGGCGCUGUACAGAUAGACUUGUGAAUUGUUCUAAGUAUGAAGAAGGCUUUUGUACACGAUAUGCAGACUUUGCAAAAUAUUAUUGUGCAAAAUAUUGUGGAAUAUGCUUUGCAGAUAGCUAUGGUAGGAAAUUCGUGUUAAGACUACCUUUCAAGCGUUUGCAAAAAUGCUGGAUUUUAGUAACAUCACUCAAUGAAAAUACCAACGUUGGAGUGACAAGAAAACAACGCGGCAUACCACAUGAGGCAUCUAUUUCCAGUUCACGAAACGUAUAUGGCGAAAGAUAUUAUGACUGCUCAAACUUUGGUAACAUUCUCAAUUUAAAAAUAAUAAGUGAUGACGAUGUUGCUGUAGUUGUAUAUUAUAUUUUUGGCGGAAAUAAUACGGAAAUUGGAAGCUCUAGAAUAUACCCAGUUGAUACAUUUGGGACAGAGUUCGUGCUUUUUUCACAUAAUAAAACAGGUCAGAAAUGCAUGUUUAUAUCCGAACAUGUAGAUGUUCAUGUUACGGCAUAUUUCUCGGGUAUAACUCCAGGUACUUCAAACAAUUCUUUAAAAGACUCCGAGAGCAUUUCUGUUGACGAUUAUUCUAAAUUAAAGUUGCAAACAAAUUAUGAAAUUUCUGGAACCAGUUUAGAAUUUAAUAAACCUUCUAUGGUGUUUUGUUAUGAUAGCAACACCUCUCCUGGUAGUAUAAGUAGAAUUAACUUUUUCCUAACGGUUGACACAUGGUCUAACGAAUACGUUGUCCCUACCGUGGAAAUUGAAUCAAAUGAACGUCAGUUUAAAGGCAUUUUGCACAUCGUUUCGUAUACUGAUAACAAUAUUGUGACAAUAUCUGGCGGCUUUGAUGCUAAACAUGCAAUAUAUAACAAAGGAGAUAAGAUUGAACAAGAAAUAGACGUAGCUGUGCCAUAUCGUUUAACAUCAGUAGGAAAUAUCGCGAUUGGAUUAUAUCUACAAGAUAGGGAGGAUUCCAGCAAAUAUUCAUUCAGUUUGUUACCUUCCACUGAAAAUCAUCACGACACUAUUUUGACAUCCGUCCCGGCAAAUCGUUACUCUGAUAUGGAUAAUACAAAAACAGAAUUUACGACAUUUUCUGUCGACCAAAGCCUUGUUGUAAAAAAUGAGACAAUGUUGAUAGGCAGAGACGGACACCUAGAGCUAUUCAAACAGAAAAUAAGUAUUGGCGAAUCCAAAUAUGAAAUGGCAAUGUUGCAUUCAGGCAAAAAGUGGCUAAUCGUUCCAGGACCUAUAAAAGCAAAAUACCUUUCACAAUAUUCUCCUUUUGCUUUUGAAAGUUCAGGAAAUAGUCAUCCAAUCAAAGUUAAAAAGGGUCAGUCUAAGGUUGUUUGUCUCGUAUUGGAAUUAUUUUAA